UGGAACUACAGUAAAUAAAAGUUCUGAGUACUGUUGCACGGCUGCUGUCAAGUGCAGAUUUGUUUUGAUACAUUUUAAAUCAUUUGUAACUGUGCAAAAUGGGUCGCAAGGUUACAUUAGCGACUUGCUCCUUAAAUCAGUGGGCACUUGAUUUUGAAGGCAACUUGACAAGAAUACUUAAAAGUAUUGAGAUAGCCAAAGAGAAAGGAGCCAAGUACAGACUGGGACCAGAGCUAGAAAUCUGUGGGUACGGCUGUGCAGAUCAUUUCUACGAGUCAGACACCCUGCUCCAUUGUUUCCAGGUUCUGAAGUCACUCUUGGAAUCUCCUUUGACCCAAGACAUCAUCUGUGAUGUGGGAAUGCCUGUUAUGCAUCACAAUGUUCGAUACAACUGUAGAGUCAUUUUCUUGAACAAAAAGAUACUGUUAAUUCGUCCUAAAAUGCUUUUGGCUAAUUAUGGCAACAACAGGGAAUUUCGAUGGUUUUCACCUUGGAGUCGACCCAGACAUGUUGAGGAGUACUUUUUACCCAGAAUGAUCCAAGAUGUGACAGGGCAGACCACAGUGCCGUUUGGAGACGGGGUGCUGUCCACUAAGGACACCUGCAUAGGGAGUGAGAUUUGUGCUGAGCUGUGGAACCCCAGGAGUCCACAUGUUGACAUGGGUUUAGAUGGUAUUGAGAUCUUUACCAAUUCCUCUGCAAGCUACCAUGAGCUACGUAAGGCUGACCACAGGGUGAACUUGGUCAAAUCUGCCACCACUAAGAGUGGAGGGAUUUAUCUAUUUGCCAAUCAGAAGGGCUGUGAUGGAGACCGCCUGUACUACGACGGGUGUGCUAUGAUUGCUAUCAAUGGAGAUAUUGUUGCCAGAGGAGCGCAGUUCUCACUCGAGGAUGUAGAGGUUGUCACAGCCACUCUUGAUCUAGAAGAUGUUCGGAGCUAUCGAGGAGAGAGGUGUCACCCACACAUGGAAUAUGAGCACAAACCUUAUCAGAGGAUCAAAACAGACUUCUCUCUAUCUGACUGUGAUGACAGGUUUCUGCCCACACAUCAGCCUGUGGAGUGGAUUUUCCACGUGCCAGAAGAAGAGAUCAGUCUUGGUCCUGCCUGUUGGUUAUGGGACUACUUAAGGAGGAGUGGACAGGCUGGCUUCCUUCUUCCCCUUAGCGGUGGUGUGGAUAGUUCGUCCACUGCCUGUAUUGUGUACUCCAUGUGUGUGCAAAUCUGCCAAGCUGUCAAAGAAGGCAAUUCUCAGGUGCUGGAGGAUGUGCAGCGGGUGGUCAGCGAUUCGUCCUACAGGCCUGAGGACCCACGUGAGCUGUGUGGACGCCUCUUUACCACAUGCUACAUGGCUAGUGAAAACUCCUCUGAGGACACCCGCAACAGAGCCAAAGACCUCGCUGCUCAGAUCGGCAGCAAUCACCUAAAUAUCAAUAUUGACAUGGCAGUAAAAGGCAUGCUGGGAAUCUUCUCUAUGGUCACAGGGAAGUGGCCUCAGUUUCGUGCUAAUGGAGGAAGUGUCAGAGAGAACCUGGCACUGCAGAACGUCCAGGCUCGGAUCAGGAUGAUUUUGGCCUACCUCUUUGCCCAGCUGUGUCUGUGGGCUCAGGGAAAACCUGGUGGUCUCUUAGUUCUUGGUUCAGCAAACGUGGAUGAAAGCUUGACUGGAUACUUCACAAAGUAUGACUGCUCCAGUGCUGAUAUCAAUCCCAUUGGAGGUGUUAGUAAGAUGGACCUGAAGUGCUUUUUGCAGUACUGUGUAAAACGUUUCCAGCUCACUGCCCUCAAAAGCAUUUUGGAUGCUCCACCAACUGCAGAGCUUGAGCCACUGACUGAUGGCAAGAUCGUCCAGACUGAUGAGGCUGACAUGGGAAUGACCUACUCAGAGCUGUCUGUGAUUGGCAGACUCAGGAAGAUCUCCAAGUGUGGCCCGUACAGCAUGUUUUGCAAGCUGAUUCACUCAUGGAAAGAGACCUUCUCUCCCUCGCAGGUGGCUACUAAAGUGAAACAUUUCUUUAGGAUGUACUCAAUCAACAGACAUAAGAUGACAACAGUAACACCCUCUUAUCAUGCUGAAAACUACAGUCCAGAUGACAAUCGCUUUGACCUCCGUCCUUUCCUUUACAACACACAGUGGGGUUGGCAAUUCCGCUGCAUUGACAAUGAGGUGGCUAUGAUGGAGUGAUAUGGAAGGCGUAUGUACAAUUGCUAUCAGAAGCCAUUGAUCUUUGGUCCAAAGAUUCGUCUCAGCCACUGAUGUUACAGUGAGCGCUCAACAGUUCUCUGCACUCUUUCUGUUUGGCUGCACAUGCACUGCAACUUGUUCUAGUUAUUGUUUUUCUUAGCAUGUAUAAAUCCUAAAUAAUGUCUUCAGUUAUGUUCACAUUAUAAUGCAAAUAAUCAAGUUUGUGAUCAUUGAUAUUCUGUAUGGUAUUGGGUUUUAAAUAUAAAACAAUACAUAUGAAAUGCAGUUACUGUUAAAUAAGAUAUCCUGUACUGUAACUUUCACUUUUAUAAUCUUUCAUUGAAUAAUUUGCCAAGAAACAACCAUAUUUGUCCAGAUCAGCUCAAGUAUGUAGUGUUAAUGAAUCUAUAACCAAGCAAAUUAAAUGACUGCAGCAUUUUUCAAGAAAGCAGGCAUGCCAGUGCUAUAACAGUGCUGACUGGGUCAUUCCUUGCAGAAGUCUGUAAUAUAAUAAAUAUUUCUACAAAAAGGAUUAUGCUCUGUAUAUAGUAUGCCUUGGUAAAGCUCAGGCGCUUAAGGUUUCUAAAUUGUAACUUGAUUAUCUGCAAAGUCACAAGAAAACAGGAAUGGAUAAUUCACCCCAAAAAUGAAAAUUCUGUCAUUAUUUACUCACCCUUAUGUUGUUCCAAACCUGUAUGACUUUCUAAGUAUUUUUGUUUUAAAGAAUGUUGGUAAACAAACUGUUCUGGUUACCAUUGACAUUCUUUUUAUAGACAUGGUUGUUCUUGAAAAUAUCUUUUUUACAACCACAGAAGAAAGAAUGUCAUGCAGGUUUGGACUGACAUGAGAGUGAGUAAAUAAUGACAGGAUUUUCACUUUGGGAUGAACUACUUUUUUUUAACUUGAGGGUAAUUUUUGAAAUGUAAAACAUAAUAAAUAAAUGUUGACGUGGGAAAGCAGAAUGGAGCAUUUUAAAGCGAGACAAACCAACUAAAACAGCAAAUCAUCCUCAUUUUAUUUAUUUUUUUAAAUCCUUUUCUAAUGCUAUGUUGUCUGUGUUGUUGAAAAGCCGCUGGUUAUUGUUUUCCCACCAAACUUUUCACUUCCUAAAAAAUGAUUUUAGAAGUGGCUUUUUGCUUAGAUAUGAUAGUUUCAAAGACUAACAGGACAUGAUGUGAUGUUGAGGACAAAAAUGCUAUUAAUUGAU
Onychostoma macrolepis is the source of this 3390-nucleotide messenger RNA. It is a transcript of the gene nadsyn1, whose product is annotated as NAD synthetase 1. The record is from RefSeq and is a predicted model, not a curated record. Bases 99 to 2183 code for a protein of 694 amino acids. Gene Ontology annotation, molecular function: ATP binding; glutaminase activity; NAD+ synthase (glutamine-hydrolyzing) activity. Gene Ontology annotation, biological process: NAD+ biosynthetic process. Gene Ontology annotation, cellular component: cytoplasm. The transcript has 21 exons. Lineage: Eukaryota; Metazoa; Chordata; Actinopteri; Cypriniformes; Cyprinidae.